Molecule: messenger RNA, 1116 nt
Organism: Theileria parva strain Muguga
Lineage: Eukaryota; Apicomplexa; Aconoidasida; Piroplasmida; Theileriidae
Gene: Trip1
Product: WD domain G-beta repeat protein
Exons: 7
Coding region: 63-1085 (340 amino acids)
Biological process (GO): cytoplasmic translational initiation
Cellular component (GO): eukaryotic translation initiation factor 3 complex, eIF3m; cytoplasm
Molecular function (GO): translation initiation factor activity; RNA binding; protein binding
Source: RefSeq, a predicted model, not a curated record
AUCAACUAGUGGAAUCUAGUGUCACUACAAAAUUGUAAAGAACACUCAUUCUGUAUUAUUAAAUGAAGCCAAUAAUUUUAAGAGGUCAUCACAGACCAUUAACGUGUGUUAAAACAAACAAACACGGUGAUUUACUAUUUACUUGCGGAAAGGACGCAGUUUUGGCACUUUGGAGAACAGAAAAUGGCCAGCAACUAGGUCGGUACAACUGUGGAAGGGGUGCCGUUUGGGGGUGUGACAUAACGUUUAAUUCGAAACUAUUGGUAGUGGCUUCAGGAGACUCGAAAGUCCUAAUUUUUGAUGCUGAGAGAGGGACUCUUCUGCUGGAAAUUUUAGAAGAAGGAUCUUGCAAAUAUGUCGAGUGGAACAAGAAUCCAGCAGGCCAGAAUAAAUUCGUAGUGUGCCACGACGACUUCGGAGAAUCUGUCAAGAUGGCCACUAAGGUCUAUGAAGUUAAAACUCGAAAGUCUCAAGACGGGAGCCUGGAACUUAAUUAUCGUAUCCUUUGGGUCCAAAGAGGAUACCGUAGCCGUUGCUUACAGUGCCACUGGGGACCACUUGACAAGACUGUUGUUACUGGUCACGAUGAUGGUGUUAUUAACGUCUGGAACGCUUACGAUGGAUCCCAUUUGAAGAGAUUGGAUGCCCACAAAUUAUCUGUAUCAUCGAUUUCUUUCGACCUCUACAGCCUCCUGAUGUUAUCUUGCUCGUCUGAUGGAACUGCUAAGUUGUGGGAGACUGCAACAUGGACCUGCGUUAAGAAUUACAAGACUGAUAGACCUCUCAACGCCUGUGAUAUUUCACCCGUAUUUAAUGUUGAGGACGGCAAAAAGGCCCAUAUUCUUCUUGGAGGAGGUCAGGAAGCUGACCAGGUCACAACUACUGCCGCCUCAGAGGGUAAAUUCCAGGCUCUAAUUUACAAUUUAAUUCACGAAGAGGAGAUUGGGAGUGUUAAAGGCCACUUUGGCCCCAUCAACACUUUGACGUUUUUGUCUGACGGUUCUGGCUACGUUAGCGGCGGAGAGGAUGGAUUUGUCAGGAUUUACCACUUUGAUCGUGACUACGUUCUAGAUAAAUAUGACUAGAACCACUAAAUUAUAAUAUUCUACUAUUAUG